Messenger RNA from Salvia splendens (bonfire salvia), 1649 nucleotides. RefSeq names its product protein BCCIP homolog. NCBI's taxonomy places the organism in Eukaryota, Viridiplantae, Streptophyta, Magnoliopsida, Lamiales, Lamiaceae. Gene Ontology annotation, cellular component: nucleus. The record is from RefSeq and is a predicted model, not a curated record. Bases 161 to 1135 code for a protein of 324 amino acids. The transcript is spliced from 9 exons.
UUCUCACUCAUCAAAUUUUGUAGUGAAACGCGCGACGCCUCUGCCCCCUUUCUUCGGUAUCCUCGGCCGACCAUACAGCUAGUCGACGCGGCCGUGGACGUGGACGUGUGCUCGCUGUCUUCUCCUCAGCAACAUAAGUCAGUUUUCUUUGUCCACCAGAAUGCCACGGAAACCAAAAAAGCAUAACCACUCUAUGAGACAUCGGCUAGUUACCUUUUCCCCAUUUGGUCGGUCGAAAGCCAUGGCUACUCGGAGUCGGAUGGCCACAAGAGGGGUUGAGAAACACGAGCGACAAAAUAAAGAUUUAGCAACCUCUUCCCUUAAUGGAUUCAAAUACAAUAUGAAAGAUAAAAUCCAGCAGUCUGACUCUUCUGAUGAUGAGGAAUUUGAGGGGGAUGUUCAAGCCGAUUUUGUUUUCUUUGAUCCAAAGCUUAGUGAUUUCCAUGGGGUGAAGGUCCUCUUGCAGACUUACCUUGAUAACUUACAGUGGGAUCUGAGUGGAUUUGUCGACUUAAUAUUGGGUCAGCCGACUGUUGGCACUGUAGUCAAGAUUGAGAAUGACGAAGAUGAUGGAGUAUAUUCUGUUGUUUCUGCUCUCAGUUUAGAGAGAUAUAAGGAUAGCAAAUGUGUGCUUGAACUCAAGGAUUUCUUGCUUAAAGUGUGCCAGGAUACGGAUGUGUUGGGAAAACUCAAGUCUUUAGUUGGAGAGCAUGCUCAACAUGUUGGUCUUUUAGUAUCACAGCGUGUUGUAAAUCUCCCACCUCAGCUUUUGCCUCCACUUUAUGAUGGUCUCUUUGAUGAAGUGGGGUGGGCUACAGAAGAUGAGCCUACCAAAGAGCUCCGGAGUUCCUUCCGCUUCAAAUUUUAUCUAAUAAUUAGCAAAAUUUACAAGCACAAAAAUGCAGAUCAGAACAGAGGGACUGUGAAAAAUGGAGAAGAAAGUGUGAUUUACAACAGACCUGAAGAUGAAAUUUUCUUUGAGCUUAGCUCAUGGUCAUUCAGUUUUCGCCUACAUGCACAGCAGGUUACUGCUAAUGAGCUGAAAAACUAUCGGCCAAUGGGUUUAGUGAUGGCUGUUGAAGCUUGUAAGAUAUCAAGUUUCAGGGAACAGCUGCAUUUGUUGAUAGAUGAAUGAUAUCAUGUGAGGUUUCAGCUGGUAUGCUUUUAUUACGACUCUCCAUCUCUCUUCAUUCGGUUGUCUGUACAUGAUCUCCAAACUUUUCUGGCAGUCUCUUGAGUUGUAUGGUUGCUUCUCUUCUACUCUCAGUGGGUAGUACGAAUAGUUGUUCGACAUUUCAAGUCUGCAAAGAUAGAUGCACCGAAGAACAAGCAGACCUCUACAAGUCGAAAUGUGCCUUUUAUAGCUUUUUAAUCGAAUGAAAUUUUUGUUGGUCAGAUGUAUGUGUUCAUCCCGUUUUGGAUUUGUGCGUUUUUAGCUGCAAAUCUCUUGGGAAGCUACGAGUUGCCGAUGCAAAUUGCACUGAUCUCUCUGCUCACAGACAGCACAGCAGUAUGGAUUGGUUUAUUCAUGCUCAAAUUUUAUUAAUGUAACCAAAUAUUUAGUCACUCAAGGUUCAUCAUCAUCUCAAAAAUCCAUGUCCUUACAUUCAUUCUAUUUUAUACCCCAUGUUGUAUGAUCUUUCCCCCUA